AUGGGAAAUCCCGGAGGUGACAACAAUGGUCCAUCACGAAGUGCACCUCAGGUUCAUAACGCCCCAUCAGGAAUAAACACAGGACCUUCGGGCCAAACUUACCAAGGUUAUGGAAACACGAGAGGCCCACAGUAUCAUCCCCAGCCAUAUGGUAACCAGGCGGUGGGGCCCUUACAUCAGUAUUUUGCACCCCAAUUUGCAACACAAACCUUCGGAAUAGCACCAAUUCCAAGACCGUACGGGCCCCAGAAUUGUGGGGCUACGACGUACCAAAAUGCCCUGGAACUCAGCCUGGUUGGAGGGAGUGUCGAAAACUCACCCUUCGUCGCCUGGAUACAAAGCUAUCCCCUCCCAACCGACUUAAAGUAUCCUUCCCACCUUGGGACCUACAAAGGAAAAAGCGACCCGGAUGAUUUCCUAGAAGCGUUCGAGGGUGUGGCAGAGAUGAAAGCAUGGAACGUACCUAUUGCAUGCCGAAUGUUUAGGUACGCCCUCGAAGGAGAUGCCAGAGAAUGGUUAGAAAGCGUAACGAAAGGGUCAAUUGUUAGCUUUGACGACCUCAAAGAAAAAUCCAGGGCCCGGUUCAGUCAGCAGAAGAAACACAAGAAAAUCCACGUGGCAGCCCACGGGAUAAGACAAAGAGAGACGAAAAGCUGCAGGUCGUUCAUCGACAGGUUUACUACAGAAACAGAAGAUAUAGUAGACCUUGCUGAGUCCCAAAGGAUAUCUGGACUAAUUCACGGCCUUCGACACAAACCACUAGUAGAAUUCCUAUAUAGGGACCUUCCGAAUACUUAUGAGCAAGUCCAAAAAAGAACGCAUACACUUCAGCAAAAAAGGGGAAAUGACAGAGAAAGACCUAAAUAUAGCCCGUACCAGAAGGAAGAUAGGGGACUUCACAAGACUAUUUUACCAGAACUGAACAAGACCCCGAAAGAAAUCCUGCUCACCGAAAGUGCAGCAAAGAAUUUCUCCACACCACCCCGACUAAACCCAAGGAGCAAAAGAGACACUUCCAAAUACUGCGAGUUCCACCAGGACUAUGGUCACGAUACCAACACUUGCUGGCAGCUAAAGAAAGCCAUUGAAGAAGCUAUUAGCGAAGGAAAGCUGACACACCUGGUUAAAAGUGUGAGGCAACAAACCCCCAAGAAGGAGGACGAGCAAGGAGAAAAGAAAAAAGGCCCAGAAAAAACUAUCUAUGUUAUUUUGAAGAAAAAACCUGCGGAAAAGCGCCCGCUCCCAAAGACGUACCGGGGCGACGUAGGCAACAUUUCAUUUCCUUCGACAUACAAGGUUUUUCGUGACCCACUGGUAAUCACUGCUCUUUUGGAAAUAUCAAAAGUCAAGGAGAUAAUGGUAGACACAGGGAGUGAAUGUAAUGUGCUGUACGAAGAAGCAUUCUGGAAGUUACACCCUGUGUCACGAAUGAACCUCAAAAAGACAGACGCUUCGGUAUAA
This is a messenger RNA of Erigeron canadensis, 1461 nucleotides long. RefSeq lists its product as uncharacterized. The record is from RefSeq and is a predicted model, not a curated record. The transcript has 3 exons. NCBI's taxonomy places the organism in Eukaryota, Viridiplantae, Streptophyta, Magnoliopsida, Asterales, Asteraceae. Bases 1 to 1461 code for a protein of 486 amino acids.